Cynoglossus semilaevis (tongue sole) is the source of this 2490-nucleotide messenger RNA. RefSeq names its product keratin, type I cytoskeletal 18-like. The record is from RefSeq and is a predicted model, not a curated record. Lineage: Eukaryota; Metazoa; Chordata; Actinopteri; Pleuronectiformes; Cynoglossidae. The transcript has 9 exons. Gene Ontology annotation, molecular function: structural molecule activity. Gene Ontology annotation, cellular component: cytoskeleton. The coding region runs from base 378 to 1670 and encodes 430 amino acids.
UCUAUUUUAGCAAAUUUUUUUUUUUUAUAUUUUCUUUCAACAACAUUUUUUCUAACAGGUGCAAAUAGUUGAUUUUUACAAACAUGUAAUCCUGCACUCAAUUGGCUGCAUUUAAAUGAUGUCAGUACAUUAGUUUAUGUUCAUGGUAGGUUUUUUUUUUUUGUUUUUUUUUAAGCUCCUUACAAGGUGUCAGGUUACAUCCUCCUCACUGUUGCUGUGGGCAUGGACUCUUUAACAGCGACUCCACCCUGACCAACAGAGAGUCCUGCCUCUCUGCACCUGUGUGAUCGGGUUAAACGACAAUAGUCACUCAGAUCAUUUAGGUCCAAACCUGAACAAGCAGCAGAAGAGACACAAACUGAUCUCCAAAGGGAACCAUGAACUCCACCGUCUCUAUGCGCAGCUACUCUGUUCGUCAACCCUCCUUCUCCAGCAUGUCGAUGAGGGACAGCGGACGCAGCCUACGCUCCAAGCCUUCCCUCUCGUCUCUGUCCACCGUCAACAGCCUGUCUCUGUCCCGUUCUGUCUCCGUGGGCAAUGGUCUCAACAUGCUGGGCACCAGCCUGUCCUACAAUGGACUUGGUGUUGGUGCGAGUGACAAGGAAACCAUGCAGGGUCUGAAUGACCGGCUGGCCAACUACCUGGAUAAGGUUCGCUCGCUGGAGAGGUCCAACGCAGAACUGGAGGUCAAGAUCAAACAGCUGAUGAUGGAAAGAACACCCAAAGGUCAUGACAUUGAGGCGAUGAUGGCCCAGGCACACGCCAUUGGACAGGAGGUGAGGAAGAAAACUCUGGAGAACGCUCGUAUCAUGUUGGAAAUUGACAAUGCCAAGCUGGCAGCAGACGACUUCAGGGUCAAAUGGGAGGCAGAGGCUACAUUGUGCCAGUCAGUGGAAAGGGACUGUCAGGCCCUGAGGAGAGCAAAGUCAGAUCACGACCAGAUCAUUGCCACACUGCGAGGAGACUUGGACAGCCUGAAGGAGGAGCUCUACUUCCUGAAGAAGAACCAUGACGAGGAAAAGAAUUCUAUCAAGGCCCGAUUGGCCAAUGAGCAGGUGAACGUGGAGGUCGAUGCGGCUCAGAGCUCAGAUCUAGGGGCCACACUGGCUGAGCUAAGGGUCCAGUAUGAAGGCAUCACUCGCAAGAACAAGGAGGACACCGAGACCUGGUACCUGAAGAAGCUGGAGGCAGUGCAAUCUGAGGUCAAGGAAAGUAACGAGGCUUUGCGUUGUGCCCAAACUGAGCUCAGUGAGAGGCGACGCUUCCUGCAGGCUCUAGAGGUUGAACUGGAUAACCUUCGCAAACAGGUUGCCGUGUUGGAGGGAAACCUGUCAGAAACCAAUCACAAAUACUCCUUGGAGAUGGAUCGUCUCCAGAUCGUACUCACCCAGCUGGAGGACGAACUCUCACAGAUGCGUCUGGACAUGCAACGCAACAAGACUGACUACGAACAGCUUCUGCGCAUUAAGCAGAACUUGGAGAUGGAGAUCGCCACCUACAGGAGGCUGCUGGAAGGAGAGGAAAUGGUCAAAGAAACUCCUCCUCCACCUAAAAAAGACCCCGAUGUACGGACCAGGAAGAUUGUAAAAGUCGUGACUCAGACUAUGAUAAACGGUAAAGUGGUGGAUGAGUCCAGUGAGGUGGAGCAGAUCGAGGAACGCAAGAAGUGAGUCAGCGUUGACUACAAAAGGGAAAAAAGCCAAAGAGUUUACUGACUGUGGAGCAGUUCAUUCCCACGUUGCUCCUGUAGAUCCAGUUAAAGCACAGUCAGAAAUGUCUUUAUUCUUAUAGCGACACAUGGAAAAACAUUGUUCUGGAAAAACACCGGAAAAAAUUUGGCUGACAAAUAUCUUGUCAAAUGUCUGUCUCUGUCAUUAAAAUGACAGUAAUCGUGUUGUUCUCAUAUUCUACUGUGUGUUGGCUCCAUUAAACUUGUACCCACGACAUCAGACCUAAUUCUCAUCUCAAAUUAACCCUUCGGGACACAACAAGACAUGCUGCCUAGGUUUUAGUACAUUUGGAGAAGUACUUUUUGUAGUAAUAUAUGUCUCACCGGACAACCAAAGCCAAUCCAAGUUAGAUGUGUAGUUUAUUGUUAUUCAAAUGAAAAGUAAUAAGUAAAAUGUUUAUUUCUAUGUUAGUAUCCUGGGUAUUGAAUUAAAGACACCUUAACCAGCAUUAGUCUUCACAACCUGUAUGUGUUUGUCUGUCAGGUUCAUGUAGGCUGCUUUAAAACAGCCUAUAUUUGGGUAACAGGAAACAACAUUGUUCUGUUCCAACACAUAAUUAUUUAGGGUCCAGGAAGCACACAUAUGUACUGUAGCAUAGUUCCCAAAUGGAAAUGGUAGUUUGGAUAAAAGCGAUAUUUUUCACCUAAAGGUUUUUUUUUUAUCAAUUUAUUUUCUUUCUUUUUUUCAAUAGAUUUUUCAAAAUACAAAUAUCAACUUUCUUAGAUCCUGAUAGUAUGAUGCAAUUAAUUGUUAGAUUAAA